UCCCGCGGAGACGAAUGUCACACAACGAGGAAUCGGAAAAACAUGCUGGCGAACUUUUUCAGUCGCUGUUUUUCCAAUUUUCUGGUAAUGUAAACAUACGUUUCCGGCAAUGGUACAAAGAAUAAUGAUAGGUGACAUUUAGUUCCGCACGCGUAUGGCUUAAAGUUAAACUACACGGUUUUGCUAAACCCACGAGUCUGAAAAUGGCAAUGCGAAGGCCACGCAUUAAGCCAACACUGGCUAUCAGAAGACCAGUGAAGGAUUCUUCGGCUGUUGCUGCUUCUGUGAAUGUUAAGCCCGUUGUCUCUGCUGCCACUGCAGCAACUUCAGAGAUCACAGCCAAUUCGAACACUGAUGUACCAUCUCUGGAAGGCAAAUCGACCAACGAGAAUGUUCGCGAGAGAAAGGUAUCGCUUCGAGAAGAAUCGGUCUCGAGUCCUGCAGUGGAACCGGUUCCGGAAGGGCGAUCGAAAGAAAACUCGGUAUCGAGUCCUGAAGACCAGAAAUCAGCGUUUAAAUUUCCUAAUCCUGUAGCAGAACCUCCCCGCAUAGUUAUACCUCCACCAACGGUUGGAGAAAGCGCUUCCGGCGAUGAAAUCCAGUCACCUAAAAAAAUGGAUGGCAAAUUCAACUACAUCAACGCUCUGAACAGUCCCCGCAAAAGGAUACGCACGGAGUCGAUGACAUCGAACAAAUCCUACUCGGAUGUCAGUCUAAAAUCGCGAAAAUCAAUCAAACAGGAAGAAACUGAGAAAGCAAAACGUGAACAUCGUAAACGGCUCAAGUAUCAAAACAUGGACCGGCAAACGUUCACCAUGUUCGAUAUGAUCUACUACGAUCCAGCAAAAAAUCCUAUGAAAAACCCGGCACCAAGCAAAAAAGGAUCGAUGGAAAAUGCCUGGCAAGCUAGCGGGUCUGGGGGACGAAUAUCUCGAGACGUCAGCAAAUCCCGAUCGCCAACCCCGGCACCUGCAAUGCCACCGCCACCGGAACCUGCUCCGAAAGCUCCGGUCCAACUGACACCACAAUUGAAGCUGGGCCCAAACGGAGAAAUGAUUCUGGACGAGGCCAGUUUAGUGGUUGAGAAUGAGAGAGAAAAGGAAAUUCGCGAUGCGCUUGCCAGAACCGAGGUUGUCUAUCAGGACGAGUUUAGCGGAAAUUCGGGAUAUUAUAGCAGGUAUAAAAGAACGAAAGAUUGGCCCCCGGAGGAAACGAUACGUUUCUACAGGUGUUUACACACUAUCGGUACAGAUUUCUCGAUGAUGAACCAACUAUUCCCAAAUCGAACUCGACGAGAUUUGAAGUUAAAGUUCAAGAAAGAAGAACGUCUCAACAUGCGGUUAGUCAACAAAGCGCUACUUUAUCCUAAACAAUUUAACAUCGAGGAGCUGCAGGAACAGUUCCAACAGGAGGACGAGGAAAUCGAACGACGGAAGGAAAUGGAGCGCCAAAUGAAGCUGGAAAACGAGAAGAAAAUGAGGGAGCAGAAAAUAACGAAAAAAUUAUUGUUGGGUGAAACAAAAAAUCGCAAUCCUACUAAACGGGUAAGUAAAUCGGAACGGGUUAUGCUGGAUGCGGAAAAUUUAAUGAAGAAUACGCCAGUGGCGAAAGAGGUGAAGCCCAAAAGACGGCGGAAGCGAAAGACUAACAACAACGAGGGAGAAGAUAUGUUGCCUGAAACCACCCCGCAACAACAAACGGUAACUCCAGCUAAUCAAGGAGUUCAAGAUCCGCCCGCAUUGGUUCCCAAGUCGCAAGAGCAGCAAGACGAUGUUUUCGAUGAACCUGGUGAUCAAAAUAGCAGCAGCGUUGAGUGUCUCGGACCAAACCAAAGCAUAGCCACGACGAUAUCAGAUGCUACCUUUAUUCCUAAUGACGAACCAUCGACCCCAAUUGCGGGCUCCCAAAGCUUACGAGAAUCCGAGCUAGACAUAGAAACGAUGGACAUCCAUAUUGUGGACAAUUCUUCGAGGAGUAUUUAUGAGAUUAAGGCUGAACCGCAAGCGUACUCAGCUCAGCCAUAUGGGCAUCCAAUAACGACGGGCCCAGAGCAGAAUUACAUAACGUUGCAAAAUUUUGACAAUCGCAACCAAAAUGUUGUAGCCUAUCCGAUGGAAAGUGAUGACUAUCUCAAAUCUUUAGAGGACAGAUUUUAUGGUACAUGCGAUGUUUAUAUCCCGACACCCUCCAAUGCUCCGGUGGCCCAUCCAGUGAAAACCCAUGAAAACUAUUCCAGCAGCACACCGCUUAACGAUUCCUUUGUCUCCCUUCAGUCUACCGUAGAACAAUCUUAUCCCGUGACUUACAUCUUACCGCACGCCAAACCCGAUGUUCAAGAUAUAUCACCUGUUGUAAUCACAGUUCCUGAACAGCUGCGACAGGUGAAUGAAUCGGAUGCACUUCAAGAAACAAUGGUAGAUAGAACUAGUGAAAAUUACCCCAGUGAACAACAGCUUUUAGUUUCCAAACCGGAGCCAUACUCCUACGAGAACCAACAACAGGUUGUUUGCAACCCAGAAGAGCCGCAACAGCACAUUGAAACCAAAGGAGAAAUCCUGAAAAAGGAGGAAACGGAACCGGAGGAACAAGUGCCAGAGGAAACCGUUACGGAAUCGUCGGAUUUGGCUGCGCUGGAAAACAUCGACUUGAACUCGCUGGUCCUGGUCGAAAGUCAGGACACCAACGACCCCAGCCGAACCAUCUACGAAAUCUACGUGACCGAUCCCGAAACGGGAAAACUGAGCGAGAAGCCACUGGACGUGCCGGAGGAUGUUAUAGAUAAUAUACGGUCCAUUUUGGAAGGAGGUGGUGAGGCUGAUGACGAGGAUGACGAGUAACGCGCUGUUGAUUGUGUGCCGUACCGAUUGUUGUUGAUCACACCUGUUCGGUAUCCUACACCUUUUGUUGAUAUUGUUUCGCAUCCUAGCGUAAGUUAUUGCUAUACAUAUGUGCAUUAUUUAUAAUACAUCGUUGAUAAACCGAUAUCAGCCGGGAAAAUAAUUUUAGUUAGCUUUUGAUAAAAAGUUUUUGAUUUUCUCAAAAUAAUAUCAAAUCAUGA
Messenger RNA from Uranotaenia lowii, 3058 nucleotides. It is a transcript of the gene Bdp1, whose product is annotated as transcription factor TFIIIB component B'' homolog. The transcript has 6 exons. Gene Ontology annotation, cellular component: transcription factor TFIIIB complex. Gene Ontology annotation, biological process: RNA polymerase III preinitiation complex assembly. Gene Ontology annotation, molecular function: TFIIIC-class transcription factor complex binding. The record is from RefSeq and is a predicted model, not a curated record. The coding region runs from base 204 to 2837 and encodes 877 amino acids. NCBI's taxonomy places the organism in Eukaryota, Metazoa, Arthropoda, Insecta, Diptera, Culicidae.